This is a messenger RNA of Archocentrus centrarchus (flier cichlid), 1774 nucleotides long. RefSeq names its product intraflagellar transport 57 homolog (Chlamydomonas) (gene ift57). The record is from RefSeq and is a predicted model, not a curated record. Gene Ontology annotation, cellular component: microtubule organizing center; Golgi apparatus; cilium. NCBI's taxonomy places the organism in Eukaryota, Metazoa, Chordata, Actinopteri, Cichliformes, Cichlidae. The coding region runs from base 377 to 1624 and encodes 415 amino acids. Gene Ontology annotation, biological process: intraciliary transport; non-motile cilium assembly. The transcript is spliced from 11 exons.
GCCCUCCGUUUUAAUUACAUACUCCGGCCAGCCGGGGUCGCUGAUGUGCCUCUGCGCUGUUUUCCAACUGAAUACGAAGAAGAAUGCUAAGCUAACGGUGGUGUCUAAUAGGACGCUGUAGCGUUUAAACUCAGUUUAUAGGCUCGUUUCUCUGAACCGCGGACAUCGAGACAGCUUACAAAAGAAAUGUGACUUUCUAAAGACUUGAGUUCAAAUCAGUGUUUAAAUCGUUAUGUCGCGCUAGCCACUUAGCCGGUUAGCUCUUGUUGCCUGACAACGGACCGGAAGCCAAACAAACCACUAGCGGGUUAGCGGGUGCUAAUCGGCUAAAGGAUCCCCGUUUAUAGAUUUUCCACUCAGACAUCAAAGGUCCGGGAUGGCGGAGGACGGCAGGCGCGGACAGGAAGAGGACCGCGGGCCCGGAGCGGCUCACCAUGCGUUUGUAGUGAUGGAGAGCCUGCUGGAGAAGCUGAAGGUGCUCAACUAUGAGGAGGAAGUUCUGAGCAAACACAACAUGAAGAACCUGUCCAGGCAUUACUUCGUCUCCGGUCCGUACCUGGCGUCCAACCCCGGCGAACAGUUCUACAUGUUCACCAUCAUCGCGGCGUGGCUCAUCAACAUGGCGGGGAGGCCGUUCACCGAGCCGCAGGAGUACGACGAACCCAACGCCACCGUGUCCAACAUCCUGGCAGAGCUCCGGGCCUUCGGCGUUCGGGUGGACUUCCCGCCCUCCAAGCUGAAGUCGGGCUCGGGCGAGUACGUCUGCUUCGUGUUGGACCGACUGGCCGAGGAGGCGCUGAGGAGGAGAGGCUUCACCUUCAGGAAGCCAAACUACCCCUCAGAAACCACAGAAGAAGAGUCUGUGCUGGAGGACGACACCGAGCUCACGCUCAGCAGAGUCGAGGACGAGCUCAUCGACGAAGGCGACGAUGAGGAGGAGAACGUGAUGGACCUCGAGGCUCUGAAGUUACGAAGCACUCACGCUGAAGCUGAGCCGUCCUCCAAACCCGAUGACAUCCUGGAGUCGGCGGUCGACGCGGCGGAGUGGAACCUGGAGGUGGAGCGAGUCCUGCCGCAGCUUAAAGUCACUAUCAGGACCGACAACAAGGACUGGAGGAUCCACGUGGACCAGAUGCACCAGCACAGAGACGGGAUCCAGUCCUCGCUCAAAGAGGCCAAGACCCACCUGGACAAGCUGCAGGAGGACAUCGGAAAGACGCUGGAGAAGGUGAGCAGCAGAGAGAAAUACAUCAACAACCAGCUGGAGCAUCUGAUCCAGGACUACCGCAGCGCCCAGGCCAAACUCAGCGAGGCCAAAGAGCACUACCAGCAGGCCAGCGGAGGAGUGACGGAGAGAACCAGAGUCCUGGCCGAGAUCAGCGAGGAGUUGGAGAAGGUGAAGCAGGAGAUGGAGGAGAAAGGCAGCAGCAUGUCUGACGGAGCUCCGGUGGUGAAAGUGAAGCAGAGCCUGACGAAGCUGAAGCAGGAGAUCGUUCAGAUGGAUUUGAUGAUCGGCGUGCUGGAGCACACGCUGCUGCAGGCCAAACUCAGGGAGAAGUCCAACAUGACGCGGGACAUGCUCGCCACUAACAUCCCCGAGCCCGCCGCCGGGCCCUUCGCUUAGCGCCGCCGCCAGAAACCGAGAGGAAGUGAAGGGUUCAGAAACAGGAAGCUGUGGUUUCAUCUGUAUUUAUUACCCACAUAUUUUUCUAUUUCCUGCAGUGAAUAUUUUUGUGUCUUUGGAUAUAAAAUACAUUUUGAUUAACUUGAAUAA